Aspergillus saccharolyticus JOP 1030-1 is the source of this 1261-nucleotide messenger RNA. RefSeq lists its product as uncharacterized. Bases 76 to 1155 code for a protein of 359 amino acids. The record is from RefSeq and is a predicted model, not a curated record. Lineage: Eukaryota; Fungi; Ascomycota; Eurotiomycetes; Eurotiales; Aspergillaceae. The transcript is spliced from 2 exons.
GCAGUUGCAAACAAGCUUCCACAGCAGCUCUUCUCCGAUGAGCUUGUUGAUUUCCUGACUCGUCUAGUACCCACUAUGGCCCCAAGUCACGAGGGCAAGCGACCAAAGUCAGAGUACUUGUUGAACAGAACAGAACCUACCCAACGACGCUCUUCCUUCGAACCCAAGCAGCCGUUCCCGCCUCUCCCCGCGGACGAUUUCGCGACCAAUGGCCUCGAUGUCCAGACCAACAACACACAUCUCGAAAGUAUCGAGACUCGGGACCUACCGUCGCCCUUGCAUGGAGAUAUAGAAGUCGAAGAAGAUGCAGACUUCCAGUCACAGUACUCCUUGGAAGACCAAUCGUUCUCCGACGCAUCCACGGACUCGGAGCAGUCGCCGGAGGAUGGCAUCUCCAUGCACCACCCAUUCCGGCAGUCAUCCGGCUCACUUCACGGUCCGAACGCAUUUGCACCUCCCUUUUACAAUCGUCCUCCAACCCCAUUACCGCCAUCUCCCUCGUUGACCUCGCUCCUGCGUCCGCCUUUCUCCACCACCACUUCGCGACCGACAACCCCCGACAGCUCGGAUGUGGAAACACCAAAUGACACGGAGGCUGCUGUCGCCAAGUCAGCGCGGCGGGCAACCACAGUCCCCCGCGCCAGCCCCAAGGUCCCAACGUACGAAUACUACGGCUUCGUGCUAUAUCUCGCAUCCUCAUUGGCAUUCUUGAUCUACAUUCUCUGGUCCUACCUCCCUUCCCCAUUCCUCCACCAACUCGGCAUAUACUACUACCCCAAUCGAUGGUGGUCGCUAGCCUUUCCUUCCUGGCUCGUCAUGUCGAUCAUUUAUAUCUACGUCGCCCUGGCAUCGUACAACACCGGCUAUCUCACACUGCCCAUGAACAGCGUGGAGAACAUCGUGGACGAGGUGGCCAAUGUGGCAGUCAUCGACGGCAAGGGGCGACGACGGCCCGGUGGCGGGGCCAAGAUGAGGCCUGGAGCGACAUCGUACCAGAUCAUGGGUCCACAAAACCGCAAGAUCAACUGGAAGGAGAUCUGGAGCGAAGGCACGGAUGCUGUGCUGGAUGUGCCGGUGGGUGGUGUCUGUGAGAUUCUGUAUGGGCAGGAGAGGGACGAUGAUGAGCUUUGUGAGGGAAUGGUAGAUUAUUCUUGAGGAAUCGCCUCGUAAAUGACCAAGACUUGACUAAAGGGCAAGGAAUGUGCCUGCUUCUACUUCAACCUGUCGCGGAUGCGGUUCUCCAGGCUCUUAUCGCGGGUGC